GCGUCGCAAUCGUCGUCCUUUGAUGAAUCCUUCCAUUGCUCUUCUUCGCUGUAACCCCUUUGCCUUCUUCUUCUUCUUCUUCUUCUUCUUCUUCUUCUUCUUCUUCUUCUUCAUCGCGAUAAGCUUCUACAGAAGAAUCGCAUUCUUCCGGAACUAGAAACGGAGGAAGGAGAGACCAAGCGCCGAUUUCUAUAAUCUUAUCCGACUUUUGAUUUCCUGGAAUACUCGGUUUCCUUGCUUUGAUUUUUGAGUCUAGGAGAUGUCAAACAAUCCGAAGAUGACAUGCGUGUCUUCGGCUCAUCAGAAUUUGGAGGAGAAACUAAGGGAACUACAGGAGAGGUUCUGUCAUCUUCAGGCUGCUAGGAAAGAAGGGCGGCAUGGUGACCUUGCACUUUUGGAAGCCCAAAUCUCUCAAAAUCUUUGUGAGUGGCAAGCUGAACUCACUGCUCCUUCUCCAGAGUCUUCUCUUCUGGGUGAAGGUAUUAGCCAAUUCCUUGAGGAAUUUGCUGAGUUUGCUCCUUUGUUGAAAUUAGACGAAGAGGAUGAUGCAACUAGUUCAUUAAAGGAACAUGCUGCACCAAAGCCUGAGUCUGAGGGUUUCGCUCAAAGCUUGUGCCCUCCAGAAUGGACAUCUGAACAUUUUAGUCAAAGUCCAUUCAACGGAAAUUUCUCCUGUGGUGUUGAGGAUGCUGGUAACAACACGGAAACACAUGGUCAGCAACUCCAUUAUGCAUAUGAAGGGUUUGAUUCAAGCAUAAACACAGCCCCUGGUUUCCAUGACCAAAAACUCAGCAACUUGGAUAUAACUUCUCAGUAUGAUUAUAUCUGCUCAGAAGUGCGUCAGGAACUCAAUAACAGCCCUUCCAUUAAGCUUGAUUCUUCUGAAGAGAUUGAAAACUUUACUGAAUUUACUACUCCAUCAAGUGUCCGUGUGCCUCCAUCUGCCUUUCUCGGACCCAAGUGUGCACUGUGGGAUUGCACAAGGCCUGCUCAGGGAUCAGAGUGGUACGUGGAUUACUGCAGUAACUACCAUGCGACUCUAGCUCUGAAUGAAGAUUCACCUGGCACAGCACCUGUCUUAAGGCCGGGGGGAAUCAGUUUGAAAGAUAAUUUAUUGAUUGAAGCUCUUCGUGGAAAGACUCAGGGUAAGAAUGUUGGCAUCCCUGUGUGUGAAGGAGCUGUUAACACAAAAUGCCCAUGGAAUGCAGCAGAGCUGUUUCAUCUUGAACUAGUUGAAGGCGAAACGAUUAGAGAGUGGCUCUUCUUUGACAAACCUAGAAGGGCAUAUGAUAGCGGAAACCGAAAGCAAAGAUCACUUCCAGAUUACAGCGGACGAGGUUGGCAUGAAUCAAGAAAACAACUGAUGAAGGAACAAGAAGGCCAGAAGAGAUCUUACUAUAUGGAUCCACAACCUCCAGGUCCCUUCGAGUGGCAUCUCUUUGAAUACCAAAUCAAUGAAUCUGACGCAUGUGCGUUAUAUCGCCUAGAGCUUAAAGUAGGAAAUGGAAAGAAGAGUCCCAAGGGAAAGAUUUCAAAAGACCCUCUAGCUGAUCUGCAGAAGAAGAUGGGACAGUUUAAAGUGGCUACAGAUAAACCCUCUCCUCCAACCAAAGGUCGUACAAAGGAGUAAAGUUAGCAGUUUUACUCUGUUUUUUUAUUUCUGACGAUAUUAUAUGUUGAGAUAGGAUGAUCAUCUUUGAUGGUUGGCUGUAAAUUAUUUUUGCAUUUUUCUGAUAUCCUUUAAACCAUUAUGAUGAAGUUGUGUAUUUCUCCGA
This is a messenger RNA of Capsella rubella, 1775 nucleotides long. Its product is annotated as transcription factor VOZ2. The transcript has 6 exons. Bases 260 to 1630 code for a protein of 456 amino acids. Gene Ontology annotation, biological process: positive regulation of long-day photoperiodism, flowering; regulation of DNA-templated transcription. The record is from RefSeq and is a predicted model, not a curated record. Lineage: Eukaryota; Viridiplantae; Streptophyta; Magnoliopsida; Brassicales; Brassicaceae.